This is a messenger RNA of Apodemus sylvaticus (European woodmouse), 3729 nucleotides long. RefSeq names its product zinc finger protein 39-like. Lineage: Eukaryota; Metazoa; Chordata; Mammalia; Rodentia; Muridae. The coding region runs from base 327 to 2147 and encodes 606 amino acids. Gene Ontology annotation, molecular function: DNA-binding transcription factor activity, RNA polymerase II-specific; RNA polymerase II cis-regulatory region sequence-specific DNA binding. The transcript has 6 exons. Gene Ontology annotation, biological process: regulation of transcription by RNA polymerase II. The record is from RefSeq and is a predicted model, not a curated record.
CCCGUCCUUUGUCUGGGAGCCGCCAUCUUGGGCUUGGUAGUCCUGCCCCGGAGGCUCCUGCGCAGCUUUGGUGGCGUGGUGACGCUGUGGGUGCUGGACGAUGGUGGGAGGACACCAGCGUCCCCCAGAAGUGGACUUGAUCCCUGCUAUCUGAGUAGAGGGUCACAGUAGGCCACUGAGGAGGAGAAUCAAGAUGCUCCAGUUAACAGUCAGGUGACCCUCGGAAGCUCAUCUGCCUCCUCAACCAUCAGGUCUAGGUGGCUGUGCUGUAGACUCUGUUGCCCUGUGACGUGCUGGUGCGGGGAGUUCCAUAGGGAGGACGCUCGAUGUCCUGGAAGCCAGAAAUGGGGUUGGUGUCAUUUGAGGAUAUAGCUGUGGAAUUCACGUGGCAGGAAUGGCAGGACCUGAAUGAAGGUCAGAGAACUCUCUACAGGGAUGUGAUGCUGGAGAACUACAGCAACUUGCUGUUCUUGGGGCACUGCAAGACCAAACCUGAGUUGAUCUUCAAUUUGGAGCAAAAACUUGAGUCAUGGAUUGUAGAAGCAUCACACCAGAGCAUCCCAGAUUUCCAGAAAAUGAAUACCCCAAACAAGACCAGUCCGGAAACCAAAGCAAGCCAUGUGUGGCAAGUUGCCCUCAACAGUGAUACAUCAAAGGAGUUGGCUGGAAUAGGGAAUGCUUGCAAUGUGAGCACAAAACACAUUUCAAAUCAGACUGUAAAGAAUGAGAACUCACUAGGAAUGAGUUCUAGAAAGUUUAUUCUGUGGAAGGAUGUGUAUCUCCAUACUGAUGCUGAUGAGAUAGAAAUUGGAGAAGAACCUGAUGAUCUUAAUGGAACUAUAAAAUCUGUCAGACAUCCAGAGCAUGUUAGUCUAUACAAGUUUCAAAGUUCACAAAGUUACUUUCAAAGUCUUAUACCAGGGAAAUCUUUCCACACAAAAGCAGUGUCAUUUACUCAUAAGUUCAAUGAAUAUGCAAAAUCCUUAGGUGAUACAGCAUUUAUUGACAAAGAGAUGGCUCAGAUAAAGGUAAAAUCAUUUGAAUGUGAUGUAUCAGAGAUAAAGUGUGACAAGUCUGACCUUAAUGAAGAUGAACCAGUGCACAUGGGAGAGAAACAUUACAAAUGUAGUGACUUUGGGAACCCUUUUAUUAUUGAGUCAUACCUUCCAAAACAUAAGGGACAACAUGAAAAGCUCUUUGUCCAGAAGGAAUAUGAGUUUUCUCAGCAGUCAGAAGUGGGUCUUCAUCAGAAAAUCCGCAGAGGGAAAAAGACCUAUGAAUGUAAAAUAUGUGGCAAGUGCUUUUAUUGGAAAACAAGCUUCAAUAGACAUCAGAGUACUCACACCGGUGAGAAGCCCUAUGAAUGUACAGAAUGUAGUAAAGCUUUCUGUCAAAAGUCACACCUCACUCAGCAUCAGAGAGUUCAUACAGGCGAGAGACCAUAUAUAUGUUUUGAAUGCAGGAAAGCUUUCUAUCGUAAGUCAGAGCUUACUGACCACCAGAGAAUUCAUACGGGUGAGAAGCCAUAUGAAUGUAAGGAAUGUGGCAAAGCUUUUUGCCAAAAGCCCCAACUCACUCUACAUCAGAGAAUUCAUACAGGUGAGAAGCCCUAUGAGUGUGCAGAAUGUGGGAAAGCCUUCUCCACCAAGUCCUAUUUAACUGUACAUCAGAGAACUCACACGGGUGAGAAACCUUAUGAAUGUACAGUAUGUAGGAAGUCAUUUAUCUGUAAGUCAAGUUUCAGUCAUCAUUGGAGAACUCAUACAGGUGAGAAACCCUAUGAAUGUAAGCAGUGCAUGAAGACCUUCUACCGUAAGUCAGGCCUGACUCGACACCAGAGAACUCACACGGGUGACAAACGCUAUGAAUGUCAAUUAUGUCAGAAAGCUUUUUACUGCACUUCGCACCUCAUUGUACACCAGCGAACUCAUACAGGUGAGAAACCUUAUGAAUGUAAGGAAUGUAGGAAGGCUUUCUAUGAUAAGUCAAACCUUAAACGGCAUCAGAAGAUUCAUACUAUGAAGAAAGCCUCUGAAUGCAAACAAGCUAACAAAUUUUUUCUGACUAAUACUUCUCAACAUCAGACAUUGUAUUAUGAAUAUGAAGAAUGCAAGAAAGCUUUGCACCAGAAAACAAACUUUACUUAACUAUCUAACACUCUUCUUACAGGUAAGGAAACCCUGUGAUUGGAAAGCACUUAUCCAAAAGUCAGAUCUUACUGUACAUUGGACCGCUUAUACGAGGGAUUAAACCAAAUGAAUAAACAGUGAAGGAAAACUUUGAUUCUUGUUUGUUUAUCAAAGAACUCACAACUGACUGUGGCAAAUAAUUUAGCCAGGUACAUUAACCCAGCGUAAGACAGAUGUUUAUGGUGGAGGAUCACUUGCACUCAGGCAAUAGAGGAAGACACCAUGACUUAAGAGAAAAUAGGGCAAAGUUUUCUACAUACUUUUCCUGACAUACCACCAGAACCCAGUGGUAACCAGUGAAAGAGAGGAAUGGCCCAAACUUUGGAACUCAUUGCUGGGUGUUUUGGGACAUGCCUGUAAUCUCAAUACUUGGCAGGUUGAAGAAAGGAUAAGGAGUUGUAGUUUAACCUUUGCUACAAAGCAAUUUCAAACCCAGCCUGGGUGACAUGAAGACUUUUAAAAAGUGACAAUUAAAAUUACAAGAAUCUGAGAAUCUAAACUUCACAAACCAUAUAAAGGGGACAAAGGACAAUACAAUUUGGGGUAGAUGUUGCUAUACCUCACUUCCAUUUGAAUCAAAGAUGCUAUAGGAAUCACAUUUGUGUGAGUUUUGUAGAAACUUGUGGAACUUUGUGGAAAUUACCUAACACUGAGUAUUACUCCUAAAAGUGAGCCCACUUGAAUUUAGGCAGUUAGGGCUAUGGAUGUAGCACAGUGACGGAGUGUUUGGCUGCUAUUAUUAUAACCUGGUCUUUCAUAUAAAUUACAUCUAUUAUCACCUUAAAGGCUUUAUUUAUCUGUGCAUGCACUCCACAGCAUGUAUACCAAGGUCAUAGGACAACCCUCAAAGUCAGUUCUCUUCUACCUGGUGGGUUCUUCGUAUCAGACUCAGGUUAUUAGGCUUGGCAGAAAACAUCUCUACCCUCUGAGCCAUCUCUCCUGCUUCUGUAUUUUAUACUCAGCAACUGUUGUAAAUUAUAAGCAAUUCUGGAGGUAUUUUCAGCUAGUCCAGAAUGCUUUACUGGGAAGAACAUUUCUUUUUUUAUCACUUUUAGUAUAGUCUCCCUAACUUUAGUUUGGAGAUAAAGUCUUGGUACAAGUGCCCUGGCUGAUAGCAAAGUCCUGCUUAUCUUGCCUUAGCCUUGUGAGUGCUUAGAUUAAAUGCAUGUGCUACUUUGCCCAGGCAUAAAACAACGAAAAUUUCUGGAGUUAUUGGAUGCUGUGUUCAUUUUCUAAAUACCCCAUCACUGUGUCACAAAAAAAAUUUGAGCAAAUAAAAGAUUUGAUUUUACAAUUCAGUGAUGGAAUGGCAAAUCUGUCGACAUCAAGAGAAAUGAUGGUAAUGUGAAAUUUCAGUUUGCUGUAUUAGAUACCGAUAUCUUGGUCAUCACAGAGAAGUUGAAGGCAGUCAAGCUGAAAAAGAAUGAAAGAGGUGAAAUAAAAAUACUCUCAAUUGGAUUGUAUUAAAAUCCUGAAAUGUAAAAACAUUCUGACCAUAUUACUUGGGUAUUAAUUGGAAAUAAAUGAUUUAAAAAUAUUA